Molecule: messenger RNA, 927 nt
Organism: Entamoeba invadens IP1
Lineage: Eukaryota; Evosea; Mastigamoebida; Endamoebidae
Exons: 2
Coding region: 1-927 (308 amino acids)
Source: RefSeq, a predicted model, not a curated record
AUGGAAGGAUAUAUCCAAAGUGAUCCACGGUGUGUUGGUGUUAAUUCGACAAACAGAAAUAACACCGUCAAUGUUGUGAAUUGGCAAAAGAGUGAAGUUUUCACAAAAUUCAUCAUCCGGCAAGAAAUUGAUGAAAUGAUGACAUAUGCAAAGGUCAAACAAGGGUAUCGAGAGAUAUCAGGGGACGAGCAGAAAGAGAAGGAAUUCUGGGAGAAAGUCGAGAAUUCCAAAAUUCUCUUUGCAAAGCCACAACACAAGAAGUCACGGGUGCCGGGCGAUGUUUUAUGGAAGUCACAAAAAGAUUUGGCGGAUGACGAACUUUGGGAGAAGAGGGGGUUAGUCGUGCCACGGCGAACAAGUGUUGCUUUGUCGAUCAACAAAAGUGGGAAUGCUGCAGUUAUGAGACGUUGUUUAGUCGAGAGUGAGAUCAACGAUAAUGGUGAACGAAUGGAAGAGGCAGAGAUGUAUGACCAAAUUGUAUCAAAAGACCAAAUGGAUAUAAUUGAAACGAUACAAUAUAAUCAGAAUAGCAACUUAAUGGAGGAAGAGCCCGAAAUGAUUUCAAUUGAUUGUAGUCAACUAGUUUUAGUUGAAUAUAAAUUGGAAGAAAAAAUCGAAGUCUUUGAAAGAGAAAUGGAAGACGAUAUUCAACACAUGCAAGAAGAACAAAUCACUACUGAGAACAAAGACCAAACUUGUUUAAAAUUGUUUAACGUAGUGAACAAAGCAGUUAAAAUGUGUUGGGGAUGUUCAAAGGAAAACAGACCCAAAGUGUUUAGCGUUCUUCAAAAACUUGAAAGUGAAGUUAUAAAACAGAAGCAAGGACAAAUACAAAGUGAAGUAUCAGACAUCUAUGAACAAAUGGAAGUAUUGAUCCAUAAAGCGUAUGUCAAAGACAAUAUUUAUGGUGUCAAUACAAGUUUUUGA